Molecule: messenger RNA, 4867 nt
Organism: Ixodes scapularis (black-legged tick)
Lineage: Eukaryota; Metazoa; Arthropoda; Arachnida; Ixodida; Ixodidae
Gene: MED14
Product: mediator of RNA polymerase II transcription subunit 14
Exons: 36
Coding region: 241-4764 (1507 amino acids)
Biological process (GO): regulation of transcription by RNA polymerase II
Cellular component (GO): mediator complex; core mediator complex
Molecular function (GO): transcription coregulator activity
Source: RefSeq, a predicted model, not a curated record
AUGGCAGCUCCGAGUUGAUAGUGGGUCGUUGUGGGCUUUUUUUUCCGUCGCUACAGGCGACCUUAAUUAUUUAUUCUUAGACAUCCUAUAUGAUCUGUGUCUCAUUUUAGUGACGUUACUAUGUGUAGCAUCUUUGGUUGCUGGAAAACCUGUAUAUUUUCUGCUCUGUCCGCACUGAGCCCAAGACUGACCUGUGACGUCGCAAGCUGAUCGGUGAAGCAUUGAAGAUCGUUGGAGGCGAUGGCCAUGCAGAUCGCCAACACUUCCCCAGGGGCUGGAAGCAUUCCCCUGGGGAGACUGAUCGACUUCAUUCUGCAAAGGACGUACCACGAACUGACUGUGCUUGCUGAAUUGUUGCCCCGUAAGACGGAUGUGGAACGCAAGAUAGAGAUUGUGCAGUUUGCCAGCAGCACGAGGCAGCUCUUCGUACGUCUGUUAGCGCUCGUCAAGUGGGCUGCUAGUGCCACCAAGGUGGAGAAAUGUGCCGCCAUUGUGGGAUUCCUGGACAAGCAGAACUUGCUGUUUGUCGAGACUGCUGACAUCUUGGCCAUGAUGGCGAGAGAGACACUGGUGCAAGCCAGGCUGCCCAGUUUCCACAUACCAUGUGCGGUUGAGGUCUUGACCCUAGGCACCUACUCCAGGCUUCCGACCUGCAUCCGUGACAAAAUCGUACCACCAGACCCUAUCACUCCGUCGGAGAGAAGAUCAACGUUGCUUCGGCUAAAUCAAAUCAUCCAAUAUCGCCUGGUGUCCUCAGAUCUGCCACCUCAGAUGAGGUCCCUUCGCAUUGAAAAUGGAAGGGUGAUGUUUCACGUGGAACAUGAAUUUGAGGUGUCUCUGACGCUGAUGGGAGAUGGACCGCACAUUCCCUGGAGGCUGCUCGACAUCGACAUCCUCGUGGAAGACAAGGACACCGGAGACUGCCGUGCCCUGGUACAUUCACUACAGAUCCAGUUUAUUCACCAGCUGAUACAGUCGCGCCUGGUCGACAACCCGAAGCCACUGCACGAGCUCUACAACUGCUUGCACUCUUUUUGCUUGAGUCUACAACUAGAGGUCAUACACUCUCAGCUUGCAAGACUUUGCCGCGAGCGACUCGGAGAUUUCGUCCGCGUCGAUGAAUAUCGUCCAGGGCAAAAUCUGGUUGUGCAGUACUGGAGGGACCAGUUCAGCAAGGAGAAGCAGUCUUACCAGCUGAACAUCCAGGUGGAUUCGGUGGAUCCCAGGAAGCCUCUCCGCGUGACCCACAACCCGGCGCUUCCGCACAAGGAUGCUGUCUGGGCCGACCAGGCCAUCAAGUCGGAGUUUCUGUCCGUGGAGAAGCUUCUUAUCCAGACGAUCCACAUCCGGACCAAGCAGCGCCUGUCCGACCUUCGUGGCAGACUCCGCAGCUCGGUCGUGGGACCCGCCGAAUGCCCCAUUUUGGGUUCCCCAGCCAUGCUGCAGGUUCCCCUGUUGCAGCCCUGCAUGCAGUCGGAAAACCUGCUCGUCACCGUGGACACCCACACCGGAUACUUCCUGGCCUUUGUGCCCCAGUACGAUCCUCCCAUGAUUGGAGAGAUCCAAGAGGCCCUGAACAAAGAUGCGGCAAAGCUAGACACCCUCCUCACAGACCUGAGGUUCUGGAUGACGGUAAAGCGCUGUGAGAAGACGCUGCAGCACCUGCCCGUGCUGACCAGUCCCAAGCUGCCCCUGGUGGUGCCCAGGGGUCAUCCGGCCGCCCGGCUGGGACCUCACACCCUCUAUGUCAAGCUAUGCAAGCACCACAACUGCUACGUGGUGGUGGAGUUGAAGGAGAACCCAAGCAGCCCGCAGGAGAUUUCACAGACGUACUACCUGAUGACUGUGCAACCGCACGCGCUGCCAGAGGAGGACCCUUCCUCCUCCUCUGCGGCGGGGGCCCAGGGGGGUUCUGGAGAGACCCCCAUGGAGACUGAGCUGCCCAAGGCCUUUCUCAGGGUGGCCAACUUCAUGCAGCUCGACACCUUCGCGAUUGUGCAUGGACCGUGCACCAAGAUCGACCUGUCAUUAUUGUCGGGAGGAGGGAAAAGAAAGCUCUCGGCAUCCAACGAACUGCUGGCCAAGAGGCCCCGCUACACGGGCUACUUCAUCAGUGAACUGGCUCACGUGGUGGCCUUUUGUGAUGACCGCAUUCCGUUCUGUACCCUUACCGUUGAGCUGAACAAAAGGAACAUCUGUCACCAGGGGAUGCAGAUCGAGGCCAAUGGAACCAACUUCCUAGUCAAGAUUGUUCAGAUGCCUGCAGGGGAAGACUGGGAGAAAGAGACUGCUGCGGCUCUCCAGGCGGCCACUCUGAGCUGCACCCUCAGGCUUCAGGUCAAGGGCAUCAAGGCGUGGCUGGCAGAGUUUGUGUUCUGCAGCUGCCCCCUGCCGAGCCAGUCCCCCAAAGAACGGGGCCCCCGGCGCCCGGUGUGCUUCAUGUACGACUUUGCGUCGGGCACAGCAUCCCAGGUGGCCUCGGUGGUGGAGGAGAUGCUCCAGGACUGGAACACCAUCGGUCACCUGUACGGGGUCGUGCUGCGCUUUGCACAGGCGCUGCGCCUGGACCAACAUCACUCGCUGAUGUCCAUUGUGGACAUCAAGUCAUUCACCUACAAGAAGUUGGUUCUGGGCUAUGGUUUGAACAAGGCCAGCACUGUCACCAUCUACUGGCGGCCGUCCGAGAAGCGCUUCCACCUGGCCUUUGGGGUGGUGGGCCACACGGCCUCUGCAAGCAACCCUCACACGGUGGUGGCACCCCAGCUACAGCACGAAUUCAACCAACACCGCUCUGUUGCCACCCUCAUCGAGGUGCUCAGGGACACGUACGCCCCCCUGCUGUCACUCACUAAGCUGCCAUCUGCUCCACAGCUGGGCAUCAUCAACAGCAGGCCUCAAGUGCCAGUGCAGACCUUUGUGAUCAUUCCCCAGUCUUCAACCCACCUCCGCUUGGCCUACAGAAACACCUACGUCUUGGAUCUCCAGUGUCGCCCAGAGGGAAUGGUGGCGGUCAGGGACGGCGCCUACAGCAAGUUUGACAAGACCAAGGCCGUUGAGGACUUCACACCCAUUCAGGGCCUCAGAGCGUUUCUGAGCAAGUUUGUGGAUGAGAGCGCGUGCCAGCUGCGUAGGCGCUCGCAGUCCGAGGACGACAACCCCCCGUCGCCCAUCCCUACCCUGGAGGGCAUGGACUCCUUCCUGGGUCCGGGCCUGAGGCCCCUGUCUCCCGCACAGAGGCCUCAAGACGCCAGCGCUGCUGCCGCCGCCGCAGUGGCAGCUGCCGCGGGAGGCUUGCGCUUCCACCACCCCAUGACGCCACCGUCCAACCCACACACCCCGGCCUCCCCCCACCCGUCCGUGCUCUCUCAGGGCUACGUGGCGUCUCCGAACCCGUCGUUUGCGUCGCUGGCGAGCCCCCCCGUGCCGGGGCCUCCUCCGUCCUCCUCGGGGGUGGUGGGCGGGGCUGCCAACCCCCACGUGAGCCCCUCGCUGCUGCACAUGCAGGCGCAGUCCCCGGGCAACCUGUUCGGGGCCAGCUCCCCCGUGAACCCCCUGCACGCCCCCUCGCCCUCCUUCCUGCCCUCGCCCUCGCCCUCCCAGGUGCCCCUGCCCAGCCCCGCCCAGCCGGGCUUCAUGGCUUCCCAGGCCAGCCACCCGGAGGGGGGCUCCCCAUUCCCGACGCCGGGGGGCUCCCAGGGCAGCAUGUCCCUGUCUUCCCCCGCCCCCGGGACAUGGCCGGGCAGCCCUUCGGUGCCCCGGCCCUCCCCCCGGCUGGCCCCGAGCCCGUCCCCGCACGGGGCUGCGGCCGCGGCCCUGCACAGCCCCCAGACGGGACCCCCCAUGGACCACAAGCCGCAGAUGCCCACAGGCCUGGGCGGGGGAUCGACGCGGGUGCUGCCGCAGCGGUCGUGGGCGGCGGCCAUGCCGACCCUGCUGUCGCACAAGGGCCUGGACCUGGCCUGCCAGAGCAGCAUGGGCAGCGGCAUGGGGGGACCCCCCCUGCCCCUCCAGCUGGCCCCACACUGCUCCCCGCUGGAGCGCUUCCUCGGCUGCGUCUUCAUGCGCAAGAGCCUGCACCGCGUCGUGCAGGGCGAGGAGAACCUGACGAUGAUCCAGACCCAGGAGCCUGGGGUGAUCCAGUUCAGGGCAGAGACCCUCCAGUGCCGUGUGAGCCUGAACCCGGCGAGCAUGCAGUCCCUUCACCUCAAACUCUCCCCGCCGGGUCCCCCAGAGCAGUGGAGUCCCGACGAGCUGCAGCUGCUCGAGCGGUACUUCGACACCAAGGUGGUUAGUUUCCCGUACAAGCCCAAUGCAUUUAUGUCCUUCACUAGGCUUCUUAAUGCUCCUUUGAACAUUCUCAAGGACUUUGUUCAACUCAUGAGACUGGAACUGGUUCCUGACCGUAGCAUGAAGUGGAGCAUGCAACUGUGUCUGACAAUUCCGCCUGCCGCGCCACCCAUCGCACCUUCUGGCAUGAGUUCCGUCCUCGUGAUCAAGAACAAGAUGCUGUUCUUCCUGCAGCUGACCCGGACGGUCCCCGGAGAGCCAUCGCACAUUGCCGUGCCCGUGGUGUACGACAUGAGCACUAACGUGAUGCAGGUGGCCGACAAGCGGCUGGACACUCCUGUCGUGCAGCCCAAUGCCCCCAUCGUCCUCAUCAACGCCAUGCUCCGUCGCUUCGCCGAGUUUGCACCCCCAAACGAAUGUUGCAUCUAUCCAUCAAUACGGGAAAUCCUGACCAGCCUGGCCAUUCCACCGCAGUGAAAAGAAGCCUCUGCCGGAGGACUCAGCCGCAUGAAGACAGUCUGACACCUGUGUACCAUAACCACCCUCGAGGAGUUGCAUAAUAAAUCGUGUGUUUCAGUUA